Sander lucioperca (pikeperch) is the source of this 4752-nucleotide messenger RNA. RefSeq names its product terminal nucleotidyltransferase 4A-like. Gene Ontology annotation, biological process: RNA 3'-end processing. Bases 224 to 2659 code for a protein of 811 amino acids. The transcript is spliced from 12 exons. Lineage: Eukaryota; Metazoa; Chordata; Actinopteri; Perciformes; Percidae. The record is from RefSeq and is a predicted model, not a curated record. Gene Ontology annotation, cellular component: nucleolus; TRAMP complex. Gene Ontology annotation, molecular function: mRNA binding; poly(A) RNA polymerase activity.
UCCGUGCUGCUGGGUGCGCCAUAUUGGCUGGCUUUCAUGAGGAGUGGAGUUGGAGACAAGCCGCUUGUAAAACCAAACCAGUUUCUGGACAUGAAGCAUUUCGAUGAUAACCAGUAGCUAAAUCAACGCGGUAGGAUUUAUCUGUUUCCAUAAGUGCAAAGUGUUUAAUUUGCCAAAUUGCUCGCCAUUUUCCCGUCAGAGGUUCUCGACUAACUCGAGUCCAAUGGAUCCUAGGACCGCUUGGAUCCAGCCGGAGCAGAAGGGACCUGACAAUUCCCCGAUGCACAUUUGGGAACCCUCUCAGGGAUUUGGAGCGAACUCCAGCAUCAACAACCACCUUCACCACCAACGCAACUUUGCAGCGCAAAAUGCAAACUCCACGCAGUCAAACGGCGAGUAUUGCAAAAAUGUAACGUUAGCAUUGCCGCCGGGGUGUGUGUUUGGAAAAAUGCCGAAGCGAGACGGCGGCGGAGAGAGGGGAAAUAUCCGAAGGAAGGGCUCGUUGUCACCGUCCUCUUCCUCUCUGGACUCGGAGGCCGAGAGCUCCUCGCCUUCCGGCUCCUCUCUGCAAAUCGAUAAUUUGAACGUCGCAGAAGAUGCCAACCGGUUUUUACACUACGGCGAGCACGAGUUGAACGAGAACAAUCUCAAACGGCAACACCCCCCUCCGCCUUUUCCCACUGUUCAGCAACACUGUCGCAGCAUGCAACAAUCGGGCGGCCACACCCCCACUGGCAUGAAAAAUCAGCAUGUGAACAAGCACCACCACCAUCGGUCCCAUUCAUCCGGACGCAGGAGGCAUCUGAACAGAGCCAACACUUUCCACGGCAUCAACCCGCUCCUGUCCCACGGCAGCAAUGGACACCAUGUAGACUCUUCUUGUAGUCUGUGGAAAACCAGGCGGUACAGCCCGGGUUUUAACGGUCUUCAUGAAGAAAUCAUGGACUUUUUCAACUUCAUGUCACCACGACCAGAGGAGGAGGCCAUGAGAAGAGAUGUUGUGAACAGAAUAGAAAGUGUCAUCAAGGACUUGUGGCCCACGGCACGGGUGGAGAUAUUUGGCAGCUUCAGCACAGGACUUUAUCUUCCAACAAGUGACAUUGACCUGGUGGUGUUUGGAAACUGGGACCAUCCCCCACUGCAAGAACUAGAACAAGCCCUGAAGAAACGCAAUGUGGCUGGCCCUUAUCCCAUCAAGGUCCUGGACAAAGCUACAGUGCCGAUCAUCAAGCUUACUGACCAUGAAACCGAGGUAAAAGUGGACAUCAGCUUCAAUGUAGAGACUGCUGUUAAAGCGGCACAGUUCAUCAAAAGCUAUCUUAAGAAGUACACUGUUCUGCCGCCUCUGAUCUUUGUCCUGAAGCAGUUCCUACUGCAGAGAGAUCUGAAUGAAGUCUUCACUGGAGGCAUCAGCUCUUACAGCCUUAUACUAAUGGCCAUCAGCUUCCUGCAGUUACACCCUCGAAUCGACACACGACGUGCCAACAUCAACCUGGGCAUCCUGCUGAUCGAGUUCUUUGGGCUGUAUGGCCGCAAUUUCAACUACAUGAAGUACGGCAUCAGGGUGAAGAAUGGAGGGGCUUACCUGUCCAAGGAGGAAAUGCUGAUAGGCGUGGGGAGUGGAAACAGGCCAUCCAUGCUCUGCAUGGAAGACCCAAUACAGCCAGGAAACGACGUGGGCAGGAGUUCAUAUGGCAUCCUGCAAGUCAAGCAGGUGUUUGACUUUGCCUUCAUGGUGCUGAGUCAUGGAGUGUCUCACCAUGCACGUGCUUACCCCAACAAAGAGUAUGACAGUACUUUAGGACGCAUCAUCAAAGUCAGCCCAGAGGUGUUGGCCUAUAGGGACUGGACAAUUAAGAAGUGGGGAGCCAAGCAGUAUGCCAAGCUGGAGAGCCAUGACAUGGAGACCUGUGAGCGGGACCUUGCCAGGCUGAUGCUGGUUUCUGUGGAGGAUCAGAGAGACACAUCCUCUCCCCUCAGUGCUGACUCGCCCUCACCUUCUCCAGUCUUCCUCCCCAGCCCUCAACACCACUCAUCAUCAUCCUCUGCAUGCUCGCUCUCCUCCUCCUCCUCCGGAAGUGACAUAGAGUCUGAUUCUCCGCCGAGCAGUAAUGCUGCUAUCCAACUCCACCCCCUCACCCUGGCCUCAGUCCAUUCAGUAAUCCAGAUGGCUACUGACCUGAGGGCCACACAUCCAGCGGGCUUUAUCCACACCACACCUCAGAUCCAGAUGUCUCUCCCUGAAAACCUAACCAUCCCCUCGUUCUCUGAUUGCCAGUUCUACCAUGAGAAUCCACCUUCAAUCAGUGUUGUGCACUGUCACAUGUCACAAGCUGCACACAUGUCCCAGCAUGCUAACUCCACAAGCCCCCUCCACCAGCUUCACCACCCACAGAUGGGAGGGCAGCAUAGCCACACUUACACCAUGAUAUCCAAUUCCCAUGGCUCACUUGAGCCGCACAAAGUUGGCUUCAAGCACAACCACGGUGGCAGCCUCCGAGGUCAAAAUCACUCUCAAGGUAACUUCAGUCCCCAGCAGCGGUUUGUUCCCCAGAGUCAUGACACGGCACCGGGUUUCAGGAACCAACAGCAGUACAACCACAACACCUGGCGCCGCAGGAAGAGGGACAAUCUUCCUGCUCUGAACCAGAGCAGAUGAAAUGCAUCCAGGACUUGACUGGCAUUGGUUUUUGAAGGCCUCACUUAGCCCAUCGCGGGUCUUGGUGUUGAGGAGCUGUGAAGAAUUCAUGAUACACCUGUGUUUUGUCAGAGGCUCUCAAAAACUCACCUACUUUGUCAAGGAAUUCACAAGUCAAUUGAAGUUGACUCCAAAGGUUUCGAAUGAUUGAUCUCUGCUAGCAUUGCAAGCACUUGGUAAGGCUACAGGGCUCUUGCAGAUGAGGGAAGACUAAAAGUCUUAACUGUGCUCAUUUUGUUUCAUCGGUCUGAUGAUAGUCAGAGCCCCUUCCUCGAAAUUUGAUGCACACCAGCGCAGACUUUGAGUUGAUCAAGGAAUUAAUGAUUCCCUGACUGUCUGCUCACCAGUGUCACUUUCCAGCAGCUAAAGACUCUGGCUGGUUGGCUGAAGAGGUCGGUCAAGUAUUGAGUUUUCGUGCAACUUCAUGUGCCAUAGUACUGAACUGGUUUGGUUCUCCUCAAGUUUUGACUCUUAUUGGGCCUUUUUGAUCAGGUUUGGGGCGCGUCUGGUCUUCUGAAUGCAACUCCCUCUCAACUAUGCUCUUGAUUCUGAGCUCUUACAGCUUGGACUAUCAUCUACAAAUUGUACUCUGGACCGAAGCAAAGCACUACCUUUCUACCUAUGCAGCGCAACGCUGACUUGAUGUUUUUGAUGUGACGGCACAAAACGGGACCUUGUCCAAAAGUCUUAAACUGUGAUGACUUGUUUGAAUGUACCAAGUUUUUCUUUUUUGUGUGUUGGUCAUUUGUUUUCUUGUUUGUCACUGAGGGCUUUUUUUUUUUUUUUUGUUCAUAUUGGCACUACAUUUUUUGUUUGGUAAACAUUGCCACCUUUUGUUUGUUGCGUUCAUGUGCAAUAAUUGCUUUUAUUUAAUUUAUUCACAUUUUAGUUAUAUUUUAGGGGUUCUCCCCACAAUAGGUUUGCCUUUUUAUUUCUAGACAACAUUGACCUGUGCAAUAGAUGGAUUUAAGGGCCUUGAAGGAAUGUGUGUGUGUGUGUGUGUGUGUGAGUGUGUAGCUUUCCAGCAGAAGGGGGGGGGGCUAUGGUUAUGGUAAAGCAUCCUGAGAAAUGUGCCAAAAAUGACAUGAUUUACCAUUGUAUUAUGAUCACUUGAAAUUUUGCCAACUGCCUGUCCAAAUGAUUUCCACUACUACUCUUAUCACUUUUAGCAGUAGGUUUGACUUUUAUUUUGGUGUAUUUCCUAGGCUGUACUGGAGAAAUGAAUCGUUUUUAGCAGUGUUUACUCAUGUCAUUUCAAAAAUAGUUGGUGCUACUUAUUACCAGCAAAGUGCUUUUUUCUGCCUUAUGUCUCCUUUUGGUUCUGUUAAAGCAACAGGUUAACUGCCUUCUUAAAUGACCAAAUUUGCCCUUUUUUCUGUACGUAGUCAGCUUUCUGUAUUACCUAUUGUUUCUAUAAGCACUGCCAGGUUUACUUGGCUUUUAUUUUUACACGCAGCUUCUAGGUGUGUGUGUGCUCCAGGAGGAGACUCCUGCUGCAGUCAAUGAUUGUUAACAUUAACAUCAUGUCGGAACAUCAUUUUUUUUUUUUUUUUUACUUCAAAAUUCAUAAUUAUAAAAGGCAAGAGGGCCUUACAUUUCAGAGAUUUUCCUCUCCCAUAUUUAAAGUCAGCAUUUGUACAUCUUGUGAGACAAGGUUUCAAAGCUAAAUAAUUUACACAGCAAUCCAUAAGUGGACUUGAGCUUGGGAUGUCACAGAUUUACCAUUGCUGGAGUUUCAGUAGAGCCAAUUCACCAUUCACAAAACCAAAAUUUGGCAAAGAUCAUAUGUUACAAAAGUCAGUGAUUAUUUUAACACCCGCACACCAAUCUGAUGGAUUCAACAUGAUACUAGCGUUAACCCCUCGUUUUCAGUGCCGCUUUUUAAUAAGCACCCUAGAGGAUGAUCGAUGGGUUGUUGACGGGAACCGAAUCCCCAGCUUAAAUGUGUGUAAUUAGGAUGGGUUAUGUGUAAAUGGCUGACGUAUAGAUAUAUAUACCUUUUUUUUUUUUUUGUUUUUUUUUAUGUAAGUUUUUCUAUUUUUUUAAAUAAACAU